GGGGAAGGUCGUCUCCGUUUUACCGUCGCGUAGAGUCUUGUCUCUUGUCUUGUUUUUGUUCUGUUCAGCUUGUUGGCGACGUUGGCGUUGCUUGUUCUUGUUGUUCUCGUUUCGUUUCGUUCUCGCUGUUUGUUGAAGUGAACGUCCGGUCCCUUGCUCGCUCCGUUUUAUCGUUCUAUCUAGGUUAAAGGUUAAGGCCGGUUGAUCGUUAUCAAGAUCCGAUUGUUAUCGCUUUCUAAUUUAAACUGAGCGUAAUAAAUUGUGUUAUGAGUGAACCAGAAUCAAAGAAACUGAAAAUGUCGAGCCUAACGCAGCUAAAAAACUUUACCACCGUUGUUGCUGAUACUGGUGAUUUUGAAGCUAUGAAAAAAUACAAACCAACAGAUGCUACAACAAAUCCCUCGCUGAUUUUAGCAGCAGCAUCUCUACCUCAAUACAAACAUCUAGUGGAAAAGGCAGUAGAAUUUGGCAGGAAAAAUGGAAAGACCUUGAAGGAGCAAGUAGAAUCUGCUAUGGACAAACUGGUUGUCUUAUUUGGAGUGGAGAUUCUUAACAUUAUACCUGGUAGGGUGUCUACUGAGGUCGAUGCUAGGUUGUCUUUUGACAAGGAAGCAAGCAUUGGAAAGGCUAAAAAAUACAUAAAAAUGUAUGAAGAACACGGAAUCAAGAAAGAACGAAUUUUGAUUAAACUUGCCUCAACGUGGGAAGGCAUUCAGGCAGCCAGGUCGUUGGAGAAGGACAGUGGCAUCCACUGCAACCUGACUUUGCUGUUCUCGUUCGCACAGGCUGUGGCUUGUGCUGAGGCUGGCGUAACCCUCAUCUCUCCAUUCGUUGGGCGCAUUUUAGACUGGUAUGUGGCCAAUACAGACAAGAAGGUAUUUGCUGCCCAGGAAGACCCAGGUGUCCAGUCAGUCUCUAAGAUCUACAACUACUACAAGAAGUAUGACUACAAAACUGUUGUAAUGGGUGCAUCCUUCCGUAACAUUGGAGAGAUCAAGGCAUUGGCGGGUUGUGACUUACUCACCAUCAGUCCAAAGCUGCUGGAGGAGUUAGACAACUCCAACGAACCUGUUAAAGAGAUGCUCUCUGAGAAAAUUGCUAAGAAGUCUGACCAAGAAAAAAUCACGCUCAAUGAGGCUGCAUUCCGCUGGCAACUGAAUGAAGACCAGAUGGCAACUGACAAACUCUCCGACGGCAUCCGAAAGUUUGCUGAAGAUUCUCGCAAACUGGAGAAGUUGCUGCAAGACCUUAUUCAGAAGAAGUAAAUCAUUCUGGAGCCUAAUGUUACAAAAGACGACUGAUUCAUCAUUCCAAUUUGUUAAUUAUAUGUUGGUGCAGAGUUUGGGUUUUUUAUAUUGGUUGUGAGUUUAAAUAAAUAUUUAUUUUAAA
This is a messenger RNA of Macrosteles quadrilineatus (aster leafhopper), 1389 nucleotides long. Its product is annotated as transaldolase-like. NCBI's taxonomy places the organism in Eukaryota, Metazoa, Arthropoda, Insecta, Hemiptera, Cicadellidae. The record is from RefSeq and is a predicted model, not a curated record. The transcript has 8 exons. Gene Ontology annotation, cellular component: cytoplasm; intracellular anatomical structure. Gene Ontology annotation, biological process: pentose-phosphate shunt, non-oxidative branch; carbohydrate metabolic process; pentose-phosphate shunt. Gene Ontology annotation, molecular function: transaldolase activity. The coding region runs from base 267 to 1265 and encodes 332 amino acids.